Haliotis rubra (blacklip abalone) is the source of this 548-nucleotide messenger RNA. RefSeq lists its product as uncharacterized. Lineage: Eukaryota; Metazoa; Mollusca; Gastropoda; Lepetellida; Haliotidae. The transcript has 3 exons. The coding region runs from base 76 to 486 and encodes 136 amino acids. The record is from RefSeq and is a predicted model, not a curated record.
GGUAACGAUAUACACCUGCUGUGUGCGGCCCUUUCGUUCCAGUUAAAUCGUUUUGUUCUGUACUACCCUCUCAGGAUGCAAUAUCCCCGCUGGUUGUUUGUCCUAUCUAUGACAAUUGGGUCAGUGGCGGCUCAGUCAUGCCAAGUCACCAUUGACGGGAGUCAACCCCAGGAUGGAAGUCAUUACACGGCUGUAGUUGACCCCUCGUGUAGCGCCGGCGUGAUCAGGUGGAUGUACCCUACAGGAGUGUUGUGGGUGUCCUUCCAGCAGAUACAGCAGAGCUUCACACUGUGUUUACGUGGUGGAAUUGGACCGUUUUCUCAGGCUGUGUACCACUUUACAGAUACAGGUCCUGAACAAAUUACCAGCCCGACGCCAGAUGCACUGACAUGUGUCGACGCGAAGGAUGGGAAAGCCAUCAUCAAGUUUGAAGAACCGCUUUUCACAACGUUCCAAACCGUGUAUGAAUUCAGUAUUGUCCAGUAACUUUCCACCUUGUAGCCUUCUAUAGGUGUCAUUGUCAAUACCACAAUAAAUUGCUGAUAUCC